ACCUUGCUAUGUGUUAACACACCUUUGAAGAUGCUAUUUGCACACCUUAUGGUGUGUUAAACACACCUUUAGGUGUGUUUGAGAACUUACCUUUAGGUGUGUUAAAAUUUGGGCAAAAAAGGUGUACAAAAUUAACACACCUUUUUUUCAUGAUGAGCUGAAAUAUAUUAUAGCAGGGCCGUACGGAAUUAAUAGUCAGUCAUUUUUUGCGAAAUUUUGAAAUUUAUUAUGAAUGGUUUUAAUCAGGGGCGAAUGUAUAGUAUUGUUCUAUGCCGGUAUUAUAGGGGCAGACUUUCUUAAAAUCGCUGUGUCCUCUCAAUUUCUUGAGAGUAUGACAAGUUUUUUUUCAGUUAAACCUAUGAAUACAGUCAUCAAGUUCUCGAAAAACCCGGUUGUGAUUAAUGAGACGAUAACCAUAACAUGUACAUCUGAAGGGUUCCCUGAACCAAUUUAUACCUUACACCAUAAUGGUGAGGUUGUUAGUACUGGCAUGCCGAAUACCAUAUCCCAAGUUAAGUGGAAGAAUGCCGGGAGAUACAAGUGCAUCGCGGCUAAUACAUUUGGAAAGGAUUCUGAUUUUAAAAUUUUAUCCGUUACCGAAGAACGAAGACCAACAAUAUCAAUAACAAGAUCAACUUUACGCUCGUCACCAAACACAAGCGCAAAAAAUCCAAUCGAAUGUAAUAAUUCAGAAUCGAAUUACAGUGAAACAAAAUGGUAUAUCAUUGUCAUAUCAUUGGUAUCUGGAAUUAUCAUUGGAAUUCUUCUUUCCUACAUUGUCCCAUAUUCUCGUCGUAAACUUAAAAGUAGAGAACGUCAACAUUCAAAUCAUGAACCUCCCUCACCUCAAGUUGAUCAGUUAACUUAUCAAGAACUGGAUCUCAAAAGAAUGAAUGAAGAAGACAAAUACCAAUCUUUGACAGGGAAUGCUAAAAAAAAUGAUGGUGUAAAUAGCGAUGAGUCAAAUUAUACUGAGUUAAACAAAACAAGAGACGUCGAAAACAACUAUCAAUCUUUAAGUUGAAUCUCGAUGUU
Dendronephthya gigantea is the source of this 1035-nucleotide messenger RNA. RefSeq lists its product as uncharacterized. Gene Ontology annotation, biological process: heterophilic cell-cell adhesion; homophilic cell-cell adhesion. Bases 233 to 1024 code for a protein of 263 amino acids. The record is from RefSeq and is a predicted model, not a curated record. Gene Ontology annotation, cellular component: adherens junction. The transcript has 3 exons. Lineage: Eukaryota; Metazoa; Cnidaria; Anthozoa; Malacalcyonacea; Nephtheidae.